Cordyceps militaris CM01 is the source of this 3426-nucleotide messenger RNA. RefSeq names its product Rho GTPase activator (Lrg11), putative. The record is from RefSeq and is a predicted model, not a curated record. Lineage: Eukaryota; Fungi; Ascomycota; Sordariomycetes; Hypocreales; Cordycipitaceae. The transcript is spliced from 2 exons. The coding region runs from base 1 to 3426 and encodes 1141 amino acids. Gene Ontology annotation, biological process: signal transduction; actin cytoskeleton organization. Gene Ontology annotation, cellular component: cytoplasm.
AUGGCAUUCGAUUCACCAAAUGGGCUACCAGCCGAUCUGGCCCAUGGCGACAACAACCAACCCGCCUUCGAUGCUGACGACAAAUCCUGGCAGACUGCCGGCCGACAGACUCCCGACAGCAACCACAAGCUGAGGCUCACGAAUUCCAAUCCAGGCCCCGCGUCCCUGCCUGGCUCGUUACCCGCUGGCGCCCCCUGGCACGAUGAGCCGCCUCGCAAGAGCAGCGAGAGAAACAGGUCGCGCCAGAGAAGCGGUCGCUCCACCAGCGGCCAGGACUGCGGCGAAAUUGUAGCCUCAAAAUUCUUUCCUGCCGACGACGAGAACGGCGAGGGUCAGUACCCCCUCUGCGAAACCGACUACUUUCGACGGCUCGGCCUGCUUUGUUUUCAGUGCGGCGGCGCCCUUCGCGGUUCAUACAUAACGGCUCUGGACCGCAAAUAUCACGUCGACCACUUCACCUGCUCCAUGUGCGAAACCAUAUUCGGCGCCCAAGACAGCUACUACGAACACGAUGGCAACGUCUAUUGCCACUACCAUUACUCCACAAGAUUUGCUCAACGAUGCAAUGGCUGCCAGACUGCUAUUCUUAAGCAAUUCGUCGAGAUCUUCCGCAAUGGUCAGAAUCAGCACUGGCAUCCCGAAUGCUACAUGAUUCACAAAUUCUGGAACGUUCGCCUCGGCCAGCCUUCAGACGAUCCUCAACCGCCUCUCGACUUGGCCGACCCUGCUGACAGGGAGUUGAUUCGCGUCGACGAGGAGCGCAUGGAAGAUAAAGUGUACCGCAUAUGGAGUGUAUUGUCGACGUUUGAGGAAUCGUCUGCAGCCUGCAUCUCAGAUAUGCUGCUCCAUGUCAGCAACGGAUCCUAUGUCGAUGGUGUACUAGUGGCCCGGCGCUUCAUCUGGCAUGUUGAAAUACUUUUCCGUUCGGCCGACAGGCUGGAUCAUCUCAUUACUCAAAAGUCUGAAAAGGGUGAGGCGUCUUCAGCUCGUUUAGAAGCUCACAUGCUAACGAAAACAGGUAUGUCCUAUGGGCGAGAGGCAAAGCUGCUUUGCAAAAAGAUUGUAUCCUUCUUUUCCCUUUUGUCAAAAACCCAGGACGCCGAUGCGCGUAAACUUGGUGUCACCCAGGAACUUCUCUCACUUGUGACCGGCUUGGCACACUACCUCAAACUUUUGAUCCGCAUAUGUCUGCAAGGUGCCUUGCGAUUUGAACGCGAGACAAAAUAUAGCGACGGUCUUCAUCAAUUUCUUGAUGACUUGAACGACUUCGAGUCCUUCAAGAAUGACGAGUCAGUAAAUAUGAUUGAUGGUCGGCUCGCCGCCAAGGAUUCGGAUCACUGCGGUGUCUGCAGGCGAUCUGUCGAGGACGAAUGCGCGACUAGCAGCGAUUAUAGAUGGCACUUGGCUUGCCUACGAUGCUCAAGAUGCGGCCGUGACCUUGGUCGUGCGCUCGGCGAAGCAACCUUUACCAUCGCCGACCGCAAGAUAUCAUGCACAAACUGCACGCCCCCACAACACCCUGACGCAUCCCUACCACUCGAGCACGUGUCAAAGCUACAGCAAUACGUGUUUCUACUCAAGGUAGCGCUUGCGCGACUGCUGGAUAUUCUCCGAAGUAAUGGCACAAUUCCAUAUGCUCCGGGUGAAAAGUCAGCCAACGGGCUUGGUCCCGAGCGUCCCAGCUACAGCGCAGACAACCGAUCAAAGUCGUAUUCUGCGGCGGGAGAUAAGGAACAUCAUCGGGAGUCGACGUAUGAAAAUACGCUUAACGAGGUUCGGCGGCUUAGGAGCACGCGUCUCGAUCGUCAUCUUUCAUCCAGCGUCAGACAUGCCCGCACAUCAAGAGUCCUGGAUAACGAUGGCCGUGGGCCCCGUGCUGAGUCGCCUGCCCAGAGUGACAACAGGCAUGCGCCCCAAAACUCCACAGAUAUGAUGUUUGGUCAGAAUGAUGCCAUAACUCUCGACGAUAUUCCUCGCAUUGUCGCCGUCGAGCAAUCGAAAGAGCAGCAACAACGAGAAUUAGCACAGGAAUCCCGGCACCCUGCUAUGGCCGAUACUGGCAUCGCCACACGUCAUCAGAGAACCCUGUCCGCCAGCCAGAAUCAGGAUGUGCGUGGUGGUCGUGAUCCAUUCCAGCCUAGGCUAGUCCGUAAAUUCUUCCCAGAGCUCUCUGCCCUCGAAUACUUCAAUGUACGUCAUUUGGCUGUGCUUACGAUGCAGCCGAUGCUCGACUCCGAGUUUAACCUCGACGAGCUGCUCUCCUUUAUCGAAUCAAGGAAACAGCCUACAUUUUGGAAAAACUUGGGCAAGGCUUUCAAGAACGACAAAAGCAAGAACGUGAAAAAGAAGGGUGUCUUUGGAGUACCCCUCGAGGUCAUUAUCGAGCGCGACGGUGCCGAAUCGACGGACGGCGUCGGACCUGGCACCUUGCGCAUUCCUGCCAUUAUCGACGAUAUUAUUUCUUGCAUGCGUCAGAUGGAUCUCUCUGUUGAAGGUGUCUUCCGCAAGAAUGGCAACAUCAAGAAGCAGCAAGAGAUGGUUGAUCGCGUCAACAAUGAAGGCUGCGAUCAAAUCAACUUUGGGGAUCAGCCAGUCAUCCAGCUCGCCGCCAUCUUGAAACGAUAUCUUCGUGAUCUCCCGGACCCGCUGAUGACACACAAACUCUAUCGCCUGUGGACUGGCGCCGCCAAGAUUCCUGAUCUCGCCAAGCGCAAGCGGUGUCUGCACCUGGUGUGCUGCCUUUUACCCAAGAGCCACCGCGACUGUUUGGAAAUUCUCUUUACAUUCCUGAAAUGGGCCGGCACCUUUCACCAGCUGGACGAGGAGCUUGGCUCCAAGAUGGACGUCCGCAACCUUGCCACCGUCAUUGCGCCUAACAUUCUCACCAACGCCGCCAAGGCUCCUGCGCUGGACAGUGAAGCCAUCUAUGUGAUUGACGCGGUCGAGGUCCUCAUUGCCAACAUUGAGGAGAUGUGCCAGGUUCCCGACGAUCUUCUUGCCCUGCUCAAUGACCCGUACCUUUUCAGCAGUAGCACCGAGAUCACAACCAAGGAAAUCCUGAAGCGAUACCAAGACCGCCGUGGACAGAUUCCUGCUUCUGAAUUCACCGAGGUGUUCAACCGCCCAGAUAUCUCCAGCCGCUCUCCGCCCAAGAGGGUAGAGACUGACCCGUCACUCUGGCAAGGCGAGCGUACAGUGCGCCCGGUGCAAGAUGCGCCGCCGCACUAUGCUCAGUCUAAUCAGGGCACGCCGCCGCAAAGAUGGCGCAACCCAGACGAUCCUUCGCCAUACCACAAUACCAACUACAACCGCUCCGAGGGCCACCUAGCACAGACGGAUCACAAUCCGCGCGAGUGGCGCAACUCUGGCUGGCAGAAACAGCAACAGCAGCAUCCCGGCGGGCUUGGCGUCGGAAAUGAUAUCUGA